AUGUGUGGUAUUUUCGCUGCUUAUCAACAGCCAAACGUUGAAGAGUUCAAGGCUAAAGCCUUGCAAUAUUCCAAAAGAAUCAGACACAGAGGUCCAGAUUGGUCAGGUAACGUUAUCCAAAAGCUGACGAUUUUAGUUCAUGAAAGAUUAGCUAUUGUCGGAUUGGAUGCUGGAGCUCAACCAAUCAGAUCUCCCGAUGGCAACUACAGUCUUGCCGUCAAUGGUGAAAUCUACAACCACAUCCAUUUAAGAGAACAAUGCAAAGACUAUAAGUUUCAAUCUUUAAGUGAUUGUGAGCCCAUCAUCCCAUUGUACAUGACUUAUGAUAUCGAAGCUCCAAACUAUUUGGAUGGUAUGUUUGCUUGGGUUUUGUAUGACAAGAUUAAGGAUAGAAUUGUCGCUGCCAGAGAUCCAAUUGGUAUCACCACAUUAUAUAUGGGUAAAUCCCUGAAAUCUCCUAAAACCAGAUAUUUCGCUUCAGAAUUGAAAUGUUUGAUUGAUGAAUGUGACGAGAUCACUGCCUUCCCUCCUGGUCACGUGUACGACUCCAAGACUGAUAAACUUACUCGUUAUUUCAAUCCUUCUUGGUGGGACGGUUCCAAUGUUCCAACUGAACAUGCUGAUCUUAAAAAGGUUAGAGCUAGUUUGGAAUUGGCCGUGAGAAAGAGACUUAUGGCUGAAGUUCCUUAUGGUGUUUUGCUUUCUGGUGGGUUGGAUUCUUCUUUAAUUGCUUCAAUUGCUGCUAGAGAAGCUGCUAAGGCUAAUGUUAAAUCUGGUGCUGUUGAUGCCAAUGCUGAGUUAUCUGGUGUUGAUGAUUCAGGUGCUUUGCAUUCAGUCGGGUUCUCAAGAUUACAUUCCUUUGCUAUUGGGUUACCUGGUGCUCCAGAUUUGGUUGCUGCUGAAAAGGUUGCCAAAUUCAUUGGUACUGUUCAUCAUUCUCAUACUUUUACUUUGGAAGAUGGUUUGGAUGCUCUUGAUGAUGUCAUUUACCAUUUGGAAACUUAUGAUGUCACUACCAUUAGAGCCUCUACUCCAAUGUACCUUUUGUCCCGUAAAAUCAAAGCUCAAGGUGUUAAAAUGGUUUUAUCUGGUGAAGGUUCCGAUGAAAUCUUUGGUGGAUACUUAUACUUUGCCAAUGCUCCAUCUUCUGCUGAAUUCCAUGACGAAUGUGUCAAGAGAGUUAAAAACUUACACUAUGCUGAUUGUCUUAGAGCUAACAAAUCAACCAUGGCCUGGGGUUUGGAAGCUAGAGUUCCUUUCUUGGAUAAGCAAUUCUUGGAAGUUUGUAUGAACAUUAACCCAGAAGAUAAACUCAUUAAACCUGGCCACAUUGAAAAGUACAUCUUAAGAAAGGCUUUCGAUACUACUGAUGAACCUGAUGUCAAACCAUACUUACCAGAAGAAAUCCUUUGGAGACAAAAGGAACAAUUCUCUGAUGGUGUUGGUUAUUCAUGGAUCGAUGGUUUGAAGGAUGCUGCUGAACUUGCUGUUACCGAUGAAGAAUUGGCUAACCCUAAACCAGAAUGGGGUGCUGAUAUUCCAACUACAAAGGAAGCUUAUUGGUAUAGAUGUAAGUUCGAUAAGAUGUUCAACCCAUCCAACGUUGCUGCCACUACUGUCAUGAGAUGGAUUCCAAAGGCUGAAUGGGGUUGUCAUGCUGAUCCUUCGGGUAGAUAUGCUGCCACUCAUGCUCAUAAGGUUGAUGAAGCUCACUAG
This is a messenger RNA of Lizanozyma spartinae, 1716 nucleotides long. It is a transcript of the gene ASN1, whose product is annotated as asparagine synthase (glutamine-hydrolyzing) 2. The record is from RefSeq and is a predicted model, not a curated record. Lineage: Eukaryota; Fungi; Ascomycota; Pichiomycetes; Serinales; Debaryomycetaceae. Gene Ontology annotation, cellular component: cytosol. The transcript has a single exon. Bases 1 to 1716 code for a protein of 571 amino acids. Gene Ontology annotation, molecular function: asparagine synthase (glutamine-hydrolyzing) activity.